Molecule: messenger RNA, 414 nt
Organism: Lichtheimia ornata
Lineage: Eukaryota; Fungi; Mucoromycota; Mucoromycetes; Mucorales; Lichtheimiaceae
Product: histone H2A, embryonic
Exons: 1
Coding region: 1-414 (137 amino acids)
Cellular component (GO): nucleosome
Molecular function (GO): DNA binding; protein heterodimerization activity; structural constituent of chromatin
Source: RefSeq, a predicted model, not a curated record
AUGUCUGAAAAAUCGACUACUGGCAAAUCCGACAAGAGUCAUCCGCGUCAAAGAACACGAUCUUCAAAAGCGGGUCUUCAGUUUCCUGUGGGUCGCGUCCAUCGCUUCCUUCGUGAGGGUCAUUUUGCACCUCGAGUCGCUGAAGGAUCAGCCAUUUAUCUUACGGCAGUACUUGAAUACUUGACAGCCGAAGUACUCGAGUUGGCGGGUAAUGCUGCCAUUGAUAACAGAAAGACACGCAUCAACCCACGCCAUCUGCAGCUGGCUAUUCGAAAUGACGAGGAGCUCCAUAUUCUUCUUGAUGAUGUCACUAUUGCUCAAGGUGGUGUGCUGCCCAACAUCCAUACCAGCUUGCUUCCCAAAAAACACCUACAUGACAUGCAAACGCGAAUGAAGCAAUCACCAGAAUUGUAA